AUGCGCACUUACCAACGAGCUCCAGAUGGUAGAUUUAUCGUUCAACUACCAUUUAAGGAGGAUCCAUCGGUCAUCACUGGCAACUUUGGUAUUGCUGUGAAAUAUUUAAAACGAAUCGAAUCGAAGUUGGACGAAACGACUAAACGAAUGUACACCGAUUUUAUGGCAGAAUAUGAAGCGUUGAAACAUAUGUCUGUUGUUUCUGACGAUGUGUCCAGAUAUUAUAUCCCACAUCACGCUGUGUUACGUCCAUCGAGUACAACGACGAAGCUACGAGUUGUAUUUCAUGCUUCAUCUAAAUCGUAUUCCGGUAAAUCGCUCAACGAUGUGCUUAUGGUUGGUCCAACUAUUCAACCUGAGCUCAACGAUACUUUGCUGUGUUUCCGUAUAUUCUGCAAAGUAAUAUCCGCUGAUAUUCAACACAUGUAUCGCUGUAUCGAGAUACUAAAAGCCCAUCGCCGAUUUCAAUCGAUAAUUUGGCGAGGUAAACGACACGAAUUGAAUACGAUAACGUACGGUACUGCUCCUGCUGCAUAUGAGGCAACGCAAUGUCUCGAUAUUCUCGCUGAAGAAGUGAAGGUAACUCGUCCUCGCACUUCUAUCGCUAUACGUAAAGGCUUCUAUAUGGAUGAUUGGCUUUAUGGAGCCGACACUGAUGAAGAAUUAAUCGAAUUGCAGCAAUCAGUACAUGAAACGUUGUUAUCAGCUGGUUUCAAACUACGAAAAUAUCAAUCGAAUUCUAACGAAGUACUCGCUAAAAUUGAUCCGGCUCUGAUUGAACAUAAUUUGACCGUUCAAUUUGGAGAUAACGAAGCGCUUUCGAUACUUGGCUUAGCCUGGUGUCCUUCUACCGAUAGCUUUGCGCUGAAAACCGAUGUUCCUGCUCCUACAACAACCGUAACAAAGCGUCAAAUGCUAUCUACAAUUUCGAAAGUAUUUGAUCCACUUGGCUUAGCUUGUCCAGUAACGAUUCGAGGCAAGCUGCUGUUCAAACGAUUGUGGAAACUCGGAAUCUCAUGGGAUGAUCCCGUGACUCCUGAAAUCGAUUCGCUGUUUAACGCUUAUUUAUCCGAUUUGAAUCGUUUAUCGAAGUUCGUAAUACCGAGAUAUGUUCGAGAUUUCGACUCGAAUACUGAAACUAUCGUUGGUUUCUGCGAUGCCUCCGAGCAGGCAUACUGUGCUGCUGUAUAUGCGUUCAAUGCAAAACGUCUCCAGUUGCUGUGCUCGAAAACGAGAGUUGCUCCAGAGAAAGAGCUCAAUAUUCCACAGCUCGAGCUCCAAGCAGCCGUUCUGCUUGUGCAACUAAUCCAACGUGUUUCCAAAACACUCAACGUUGAUAUUCAUCGCAGUAAACUGUUCACCGAUUCGACUAUUGUCCUAGCAUGGCUAUCGAAACCUGCUAGUGAAUGGAAAACGUUUGUUCGAAACCGUGUGGUGAAAAUUACCGAAGUGUUUCCUAUUCAACAUUGGAGCCACGUCCGUUCAGGUGAAAAUCCUGCGGAUCUCGCUACACGUGGUAUUUCGACUGAAUCGCUAUUGCAAUCGAGUAUGUGGCUGUCUGGUCCUGAAUUCGUUAUAAAUCUCGAUAAUUCGUCAAAUAAUACCGAAAUCGAUGAAACGAUCUGUGAACCAUAUCGCAGAAAAACGAAAAUCGCCUCUUUCAUCGCUGCUGACCUUGAAACGGAUCUCAAGAAGCACGCGAAGUUAAUCUCAUCGUGUGAAUCGUACGAAAAGCUCCGAUUCAUGUAUGCUGCUGCUAUCGCCGUUAUUCGUCAUUGGAAAUCUCGAAUUUUGAAUCGAGAACGUGUUCCAUUGAAAGUAGAAGCUAGCGACAUGAUCCGAGCGAACGAAUGUAUCAUACGAAUCGUGCAGUAUGAUGCAUUUUCCAAAGAUAUCGAACGAUUGAAGACCAAACCAGGCAAACUAUCGAAGCGAAGCCUGUUGAAACGACAUACUCCAUUUCUCGACGAUAAUGGAAUAAUGAAAUCGAAGACGCGCCUGCAAAAUGCGCGCAAACCUGUUAACGCUAAAAUACCGAUCGUGUUACCCGCUCAUCAUCAUUUCACGAAGAUUUUCAUUCGAUACUUUCAUUUGAAAUUCUUCCAUGCUGGCCGUCCGUGGCUAAUGACAACGUUAUCAACGAAUUACGUGUUUGUUGGUGGUCUGAAUCGAGCCAUCAAAUCAGUGAUUCAAUCUUGCAAGCAGUGUAUCGAACGGUUUGUCGAAUCAAAACCGCAGCAGAUGGCGAAUCUGCCUUACGAACGCGUUACUCCUCUACCGCCUUUCCAGGUAGUAGGAAUCGAUUUUACCGGCGCUUUCCUGCUAAAAUGUUCGUAUCAUCGAACCACAAAGUAUAUGAAGGCUUACGCUUGCAUCUUUGUGUGUUUCUCGACAAGGGCGGUGCAUAUCGAACUCGUUCCUUCUUUAUCGACAGAAGAUUUUCUCAACGCGCUAAAGUGCUUUGUAUCUCGAAGAGGCCUUCCAGCAACUAUAUACUCCGAUAACGGUACCAACUUUAAAGGUUGCAAACGGUAUUUGAACUUCAACGACACCGAAAUCCAACGCUACGCUUUAUCCAAUACGAUUUCUUGGAAAUUCAACCCACCUUACACGCCUCAUCGCGGUGGUAUCUGGGAGUCUGCGGUGAAAAGUGCUAAGCGUUACAUACCUAAAAUAUCCGAAAAUCAGAAAUUCACCGAAAAUGAGUUGAGGACGUUGCUCACUCAGAUCGAAGGUAUUCUGAACACCAGACCGUUGGCUUAUUCGAACACUGGUGAACCGGAUGAGGAGAUACUCACUCCAGGCCAUUUCUUAGUUGGUCGAAAUUUAAACGUCAACCUACCCGAACCUUCUUCGCCUCCAGCAAAUAUUAAGCUGUCUGAUCGAUACCUCGCGAAUCAGAAUCGUAUUCGAGCAUUCUGGAGAAUUUGGUCCCAGGAUUAUCUCAAUCAGCUCCGUUCUCGCACCAAGUGGCAAGACGAACAGCCUAAUUAUCACGUAGGAGAUUUGAUUUUACUCCGAAAACCUAAUACGGAACCUUGCCAAUGGAUUCGAGCAAUAAUUAUCAAGACUUUUCCCGAUGAAGCUGGUUUAGUUCGAACAGUCGAAGUUCGAACGUCAGAUUGUUUGUCGAAAGUCGUGCCGAUCCAGCAAAUUGUGCCCUUACCGAUCGCUAAAUGA
Messenger RNA from Planococcus citri (citrus mealybug), 3180 nucleotides. RefSeq lists its product as uncharacterized. The transcript has a single exon. The record is from RefSeq and is a predicted model, not a curated record. Bases 1 to 3180 code for a protein of 1059 amino acids. Gene Ontology annotation, biological process: DNA integration. Gene Ontology annotation, molecular function: nucleic acid binding. Lineage: Eukaryota; Metazoa; Arthropoda; Insecta; Hemiptera; Pseudococcidae.